This is a messenger RNA of Drosophila innubila, 3196 nucleotides long. RefSeq lists its product as uncharacterized. Gene Ontology annotation, cellular component: extracellular region. Gene Ontology annotation, molecular function: chitin binding. NCBI's taxonomy places the organism in Eukaryota, Metazoa, Arthropoda, Insecta, Diptera, Drosophilidae. The record is from RefSeq and is a predicted model, not a curated record.
AUGCGUGGUCUUGUCAUAUAUGCGUGUCUUUUAACGGGACUCUUUUACUUUUCGGAAGGUAAACCAUGCCCUGAAAAGUCACGCCCCCAUAAGACGCGCUGUGACGCUUACUACAAGUGUCGAGAGCUGCCCUCCAAAUCUCAUGUCUGGUUGCCCAUCAAGUGCAAGGAAGGACUCGUCUAUGAGCAUAAUGUGGGCAGCUGUGUGUUGCCAGGCGAGGAUUGGGAGUGCAUCACGCCGAGUGAACUGUCGAGCACAUCCACAACAUCCCCAAAUCAAGCGGAUAUAUUGAUUGUGAACAACAAGAAGGAGGCACAACUUCUGUUCAGGGAUAAUGACAACGACAACGAUGACAAUGUGCAGAUCGUGCUGGACGCCACGUUGAGCAGCGAGGAGCAGGAGGAACAGGAGGAUGGGGAAACGAACUCUUCUUUAGCUGCACCCGAUCUCAGCGAGGAUGAAAACUCAUCCGUCAGUCAAUUCGAUUCCAGCGGCGAUGGUGAAUUGGUCGAUCUGGAUGGUCAAGUGCCGCUCGAGAAUCGUGAAGGUGUCAACAAUCUGGGCACAAAAUCCACAGCCAUCUCGGUGGCGAGUUCCACGUUGCACAGUGUGGAGCAACAUGCUGCUGGGAGUUCCCCCAUUGAUCCUAAUCUGACGGCGCAUCUACAGCGUCUCUCGCAGCUCAUCGAUGGAUUGCAGCAGACUUAUCAGAAGACGGAUAAGCCACAGCUGGAGAUGCGUCCGGAUCAGCUGAAUGCGUUCCUCGCUCACUUUGAUCUAAAGAAUCGCUAUGACAUGUUGAAUCCCUCGGGGAAUGACAGGGAUUCAACAAGCACAGAGGUGCCUUCAACCACAACAACUCAGGCUAUUAGUUCCUCCACGGACUCACCUAAUCCCUUGCCGGAACCUUCUCCGAAUAAGACGCGUCUGCAGGAGCAUCUGACCAGGCAGCGUCUGCAGCCGGAGACCAAGUUGAUGCUAUCGAAUACUCAACCCUUCUCCUCCUAUGGACCUGGCUAUGCCAACUCACAAAUUGUGGUGAAUCGUCCCGAGGGUUCCGUAAUGUUUACGUUACCCCAAUAUGGAUUAAGCUCGGAGCAGCAGCAACAACAGAGUCCCAGUCCGAUUUCGAGUUCUAUUCCGAGUCAGAGUCAUGAGUAUAGCGAGCAUGAGCCCAAGAUAUCGGAGGAGACCUUGAAGACGGUGCUAGAGCUAUCGAAGCAAAUGAUUGCGGCACAGAAUCUGCCCAAGGUGUUGCCCAAUCCGGCCUACAAUAGCGCCUAUUAUGCACCUCCGAUACUGCAACCUGUCAUACUCUCCCCGCACAACAAUCCCUUCCAGCAAUCCUACUAUCCCAUGCAGAGCUACGACGCCCCAUCGCCUCCAAGGAGCACACACUAUGUGCAUCACAAGAACAAGAAGCAGCAGCAACCGACGACGACAAUAAUCCACAACAAUGUCAUUCCCGUGCAUUUGUCGAGCACCAGUUCCGGGGAGAAGGAAGUGCUCGACACCUACGGCAACAGCUUAGGACUUUAUCCUCAAUUGGACAGGAAUCACAGGAAUCCUAACAAGAAUCACAACAAUGAUAAUAAUGAUAAUAAUAAUAAUGAUGGCAAUAAUUAUUAUAAUAAAUUUAUAGCCACCAUGACGACUGCGAGACCGAGUCCCAGCAUCUCAGUGACCAAAAGCAAUCAAUAUACGGGACAAUAUGCAGCUCCAUAUGCCAAUGAGUUUGUCCAGACAACGCCGAGUCCCUUUGCCGUGCAUCCCUCGCCGGCAACAGUUGCCACCUAUUAUACGCCCAGUCCGCAUCUCAAUGAGAACAAUGUAAACAGCAUUUUCCAGGCGGAGAGUUAUCCCAUUAAUAGACUGGGCAUGUUUCCAACACAACUUGAGCCAGGUCAGGUGAAAAUACGACCCAAUUCACAGAAAAUCGAAAGCAUGGAAGUGGAAGCUGAUGCUGAAGCCGAAGCUAAUGAAUCAAUUAACGCCGGGAAUCGUCUCGCUCCACAACAUGUACUGACCUACAGCAGCGGAGGUUCCAUGAGCCAUCAAUUAGCACCUGGCUCGUAUGUAGAGCAGACCUACACCAUGUCCCAGAAUGCGGCUAACGAGCAACACUCUCAACACUCUCAACAGUCUCAACACUCUCAGCAAUCUCCACAAUCCCAACACUCUUAUCAUCAGUUUAAGUCUCCCUAUUUGCCUAGUCCCACUCCGAGCAUGAGCAGCAGCAUUUAUAGCGAUACGGCGGGUAAUGUGGGACUGAGCAUGUUCAGCACGGGAUUGGGUAUGGGCAUGGGCAUGGGCACAGCACCUGGUAAUAGCCUACAAGUGAUGCCCGCCAAGACAAAGUAUCCAUCUACAGUGGGACAACUGGUCAACUUUAAUGGCAACUUCAUCAGUUUGGAUGUCUUCCAAAAGUCCAUACUCCCCUUGAUGACCCAAUCGCCUGGUGCCAUGUCGGAGCUGGGCAAUGUGGAGGUCAUCACCUGCCAGGCGGGAGUGCGCCAGCCCAAUCAGACGGACUGCACCCGCUAUUUCGUGUGCAGCAAAAAGGAUGGCAAAGUCCUCUCCUAUUCCUGUCCCCCCUACACGGGUUUCAACAAACAGACGCGGAUUUGUGAUGCUCAAACAUAUGCACAGUGUGGAAAUAUGCCGCAAUUCAAUGGUUACUCCAUCGAGGAGAAUAGGCGACAGCAGAUGGAGACACUCAAGAUGCUGGCGGAUGCGAAGCGACGUCAGGAGGCGGCAUUGAAGGCUCAGAGCAUUGCCAAUCUUCUACAGCAAUAUGGAAGCGCCCAAGAAUCGGCUGCAUCCGGACCAUCUUCCAGCAUUGAGCAGAACUUGUUGGAUUCCUAUAUGGUGAGUUAUUCCGAGACCAGCACCACGCCACGCCCCUUGCCUCCCGCCCCCACCAUGGCGCCCAUCAUCAGUAACAACAACAACAACAACAUCAGUGGGUCGGUGAAGAAGCGCAAAUAUUACUGCAAGGAGGGAGAUAAGAUACCAGAUCAGACCUCCAUUAGCAGCUACUUUGUGUGCUACAAGAAUGCCCAAGGUCAGAUGAGAGGUCACAAAAUGACCUGCUCCAAGACGCUCGUCUUCUGCCCCAGAACUCUCAUGUGCACCUUGGCCAGCAAGUGCACGGGUUAAACUCUUUGCCGAUUACUAUCGGAUAUAUAUAUGCGAU